This is a messenger RNA of Manis pentadactyla (Chinese pangolin), 2192 nucleotides long. RefSeq names its product Fas ligand (gene FASLG). The record is from RefSeq and is a predicted model, not a curated record. NCBI's taxonomy places the organism in Eukaryota, Metazoa, Chordata, Mammalia, Pholidota, Manidae. Gene Ontology annotation, cellular component: membrane. Bases 485 to 1315 code for a protein of 276 amino acids. Gene Ontology annotation, molecular function: tumor necrosis factor receptor binding. The transcript has 4 exons. Gene Ontology annotation, biological process: apoptotic process; positive regulation of canonical NF-kappaB signal transduction; extrinsic apoptotic signaling pathway via death domain receptors.
AGAUGUGGUCGGGCUCUGGCCCCACGCCAGGCUUCUCCCCUCAGCGCCUGAACAAGUGCACUGGCCACUCUCCCAAAGCUGGGCACUGGUCAAAGGGCUGCACUCAAAGCGAUUUGCUCUCCCAGGGCCUGAGAAAGACGAGCCUAUACCAGCCUUUCGCGUAGCAGGGCAGCAGCAAUUGGGGCCUUGAAGGCUUUCAUCAGAAAAUUGUGGGCGGAAACUUCCCGGGGUUUGCUCUGAGCUUCUUGAGGCUUCUCAGCUUCAGAUGCAAAGUGAGUGGGUGUCUCUCUGAGAGGCAGAAAGAGAGAAAGAGAGAAUGAAAGAGAGGUGUUUCCCUCAACUAUGGAAACUCUAUAAAGAGAGAGCCGGCUUCCCUCCUCUCGAACAGUCCGAAACAGGAGUCCCCUCUUUGCCAGCUGGGCCUCCGCAGGGCUGAGAAGAAGGAAAGUCGUCGGUCCGGGGCCAGCCCGGGUCACCGGCCACCAUGCAGCAGCCCUGGGAUUACCCAUGCCCCCCGAUCUACUGGGUGGACAGCGGAACCAGCAGCCGCUGGGUGUCUCCAGGCUCAGUUCUCCCCAGUGCACCGUCUGUGCCAGGGAGGCCAGGGCAAAGGAGGCCACCGCCACCGCCGCCACCCCCGCCGGCCCUGCCCCCACUGCCCCCACUGCCCCCGCUGCCUCUGGAGAAGCGGAGGGACCGCAGCACAGGCCUGUGCCUCCUUGUGCUGUUUUUCAUGGUUCUGGUAACCCUCGUGGGACUGGGGCUCGGGAUGUUUCAGCUUUUCCACCUGCAGAAGGAAUUGGCCGAACUCAGAGAGGCCACCAGCCAAAGGCACGUAGCAUCAUCUUUGGAGAAGCAAAUAGGUCCCUCCAAUCCAUCCUCUGAAAAAAGAGAGCUGAAGAAAGUGGCCCAUUUAACAGGCAAGCCCAACGCAAGAUCCAUCCCUCUGGAAUGGGAAGACACAUAUGGAAUCACCCUCGUCUCCGGAGUGAAGUAUAAGAAGGGUGGCCUUGUGAUCAAUGACACGGGGCUGUACUUUGUGUAUUCCAAAGUGUACUUCCGGGGUCAGUCCUGCAACAACUGGCCCCUGAACCACAAGGUCUUUAUGAGGAACUCUAAGUAUCCCCAGGACCUGGUGCUGAUGGAGGGGAAGAUGAUGAAUUACUGCACUACUGGCCAGAUGUGGGCCCGCAGCAGCUACUUGGGGGCAGUGUUCAAUCUCACCAGUGCUGACCACUUAUAUGUCAAUGUCUCUGAGCUCUCUCUGGUCAAUUUUGAGGAAUCUAAGACAUUUUUUGGCUUAUAUAAGCUCUAAGAAAAGCACCUUGGGAUCCUCUCCAUUAUGGCUCCUUAUUUCAGGCACUGGAAAUGUUGUCUGGAAUGAGGAUUUUCUCCUUCUCGUUGACAUGAGGUCCAGAGAGAAGACGUGAACCAAGAGGAGCUUGAGACCUUGGGGUCCAGCAGGUCUACAGCUCCUCACCUCACCUAGGUCCACGAGCCAGACGGGAAGACAGUUUGGCUAAAGGACUCAAAACGCUGGGCUGCCAUGUGAAGAGGCAGAGGCAGGGAAAAGCAGCUACCAAGGUGUUUGAUAAUCAUCUCAAUUGGCCAAUAGCAUUUUGGUACCUUGAAAAGGACACCUGUUAACUCACUGUUUGUGGUGGGUCUACUGUCUACCUCAGGGGAGGCUGUCUUUCAGAUAGAUGGAUAUGACAUGAGUGUAUAAGGAAUGGAAAAAGAGGAUGAGGCUUGCAUGAUAAGCUAAACAGACUGAAAGUCCAGUGUUCCUUUGGCAGCUUUUUAACUUCUAAAUGCAUUGCCUGAGCCACCAGGUAAUGCUAACAGGGAGGCAAGGAGGAUCUUUGAGGGACUCAGUCCAUUCCCUACACAGCAUGUACAUUUCCAGUGCAAUUGUAGGUGUGCGCAUGUGUGUGUGUGUGAGACCAGAAGAGUUACACAUGGACAGAGAAUGUGGGGAUUGUGAAAGACAGGUUAGGAAAAUAUGGAUUGCAUUUGGUGGUAGAUUUUGAAUGCUUCGUAGCAACCAACUCUAAUAGUCCUCACAACUCAUUGAUUGUCAGCUAUUGAUGCUGUUUUCCUAUAAUAGAACCAAUAUUUAUAUACAUUUUGUGCAUCUUUAAUGAAAAGAAUAAUAAAAAUAUUUUAGAAUGCAGAUAAACAUUAUGAAUGUA